Catharus ustulatus (Swainson's thrush) is the source of this 4139-nucleotide messenger RNA. It is a transcript of the gene DNASE2B, whose product is annotated as deoxyribonuclease 2 beta. Gene Ontology annotation, biological process: apoptotic DNA fragmentation. The coding region runs from base 636 to 1724 and encodes 362 amino acids. The transcript is spliced from 12 exons. Lineage: Eukaryota; Metazoa; Chordata; Aves; Passeriformes; Turdidae. The record is from RefSeq and is a predicted model, not a curated record. Gene Ontology annotation, molecular function: deoxyribonuclease II activity.
GGAUCCUGCUGACUGGGCUGUUACCGAUGUUGUGAAUUAUUUCAGAACAGCUGGAUUUGAAGAACAAGCCAAUGCUUUUCAGGAACAGGAAGUGUCAAUGAGCAUGUUGAGAUAGCUACAUCACUGUAUCCAGAACAAAAGGGAGUUUACUUUACAGAUCUACUUUCUCUGUUGUGGUAUACUGGAGCAACUUUUCUCCAUUUUCCUAUUAAAAAGAAUAACAUUGGUUGGUAGUUGCUAUAAAUUUGGAGAAUGCAACCUCAGGCACCUGGAGAGCCCAAGGGGAGCACCUUGAAGACUGUAAGUGGUUCUUGGUCUCCAUGUGAGAGUUUCAUUGCUGCUGAAGGCUGCUGUGGUGCAAUUAGCAUUCAAGUAAAACAUCAUUAGGAGGAAAGAAGAUACCUGUGACACUCUGGAAAGAACAAGCAUCUGGAUACAGUUGACAGUUUUCUGAAAUAUUUACAGAGAAGUAGGGGACGUUGCCAAUUCUUUUCUCACCAUUCCGGCACUGCUCAGCUUCACAAAAGCGAAUCCCAUCAGGAACACAUAUGAAUGAGUGGAUGUGGGGAACGCCAUCCUGCAAUUUAGAGCAGACAUAGAGCUCGGGGCUCGCCCUGCGCCGCCGGGAGCCCAAAAUGCCCGCGGGAUCCGCCUGGUGCCGGCCGGCUGUGCUCCUGCUCCUGUCCUGCGUGCCCCUGUGGGCAGCUGGCAUUUCCUGCAGGAAUGAGGACGGGGAGACGGUGGAUUGGUUCGCUCUUUACAAGCUGCCAAAGCAUGCCAAAGGACAGAUUCCCAUGCUGGGACUGGAAUACCUGUACAUGGAUGCCCUGGCUCCGCAGUGGCGGCUCGGUAAAUACCUCAUCAACAUGACACAUGGUGCUCUGGGACAAACACUGCAGCAACUGUAUGAGACCUUUGAGUCCAAGAGGAACACCACUGCAUAUGCAAUAUACAACGAUGAGAUCCCUGAAUCAGACUCCAAAGGGUCGAAACGUGGACACACCAAAGGAUUUCUGCUCUUGGAUAAAUCACAAGGCUUCUGGGUGAUUCACAGUGUGCCCCUGUUCCCUCCCAGCCCUGAGGAUGGUUACGGAUAUCCAUCUUCUGGGGAGUCCUUCGGACAGACAGCCAUCUGUAUAACCUUCAAAUAUGAUCAGUUCACAGAAAUAGACCAGCAGAUGCUGAGUUAUAAUCCAGGAAUCUACAGCUGUUCCAUCCCUGACAUCUUCCAAGCUGACCUCCCAAAUCUCCAGAAACUCUGUGCAAAGUCCAGGCUGCCCUCGGUCCCCUUGCGCCACCUCACCAAGCUCCAGUCAGCUCAUGGGGAAACCUUUCUCCACUUUGCAAAGUCACACUUGUUCAUAGAUGAUAUCUAUGUGGCCUGGAUGGCUCAGGAGCUGAAGACUGAUUUGUUGGCUGAAUCUUGGCAGCGUUCUGGCGAAAAGCUUUACUCAAAUUGCUCUCUUGACUACCACGUCUACAACAUAAAUGUAAUAGGAAUGCCAUUGAACUCCACCUUUCAUUCCAUUAAUGAUCAUUCCAAAUGGGCUGUUUCAAGGAAAUACAAAGAUCAGUGGACGUGCAUUGGGGAUUUGAACCGUGCUGCUGAGCAAGCUUGGAGGAGUGGUGGGUUCAUCUGUACCCAGAACGAACAGAUCUACAAAGCCUUCAGGCAUUUAGUAAUCCACUAUGAAAGCUGCACUUCUGCUCCCAGAGAUCUAUAAACAACUCUUCCUGCCAACCAGCACAGCCCUUGUUCCAUGGGACUGUAGGAAAUGUCUCCCUUGAUCUGUAUUUUCAUUCUGAAAAGCAACCCCGUGAGUUUGAGAUGUGCUGGGCCAUCCCCUUGUUAGCUGUAGGAGCAGAUGGUGUGCAGGUGAAGAGCAGCUGGUGUCCUGUGGUGGGGGCCCUUGGGGGGGUGUGUGCUGGGCCUGCUCUGCUCCCCUGGCUCCUCUCACCAUCCCCACUGGGAUGGGAUGGGAGAGAUGGGGCUGUAGCAAAGCACAUCCCUGAGAACACCCUGCACGGGCAUCCCUGGGCACCUUGGGAGUGGCGCUGGAUGUGGGACAGGAGGGACAACAGAAACUCUCUCAUGAGCUGGGCUGUCAGGACUGGGCAGGUGGCAUGGAUAAGUACCCCCAAAUACUUCAAAAUUGCUCUGGAUUUCUGGCACAUUUGAGACAAGUCACAGCAUUUCUGCUCAGCUUGGGCUGAAUCUCUAGAAGAGCUGAGAAAAUUAGAUCCAGAAAGGGAGAGGAGUAGAUCUGAGAACAGGAAGGCCUCAUUUUAAUGUGAUUAAUUUUUAGAGAAUCAAUGGACUUUAAAUCAUCUUUAAAUUUUCUGUAACCAAUAGCUUUGGAAUGUUUCUAGUGCUUUUAUUAACAUACAGCAAUUUUAUAAACAAAUAAACAUUUCCAAAAUAUGAAUAAGCAAGAUAAGGAGUAACAGUGGUGUGUUUACAUUCUCCCUCUUCCAUCUGUAUAGUUAUUUGUGGUUGGUUAAAAUGUUUUAUAGCUGCCAAAGGAACAAUGGAGACAAUUAGGAAAAAAAUAUAAAGAGAAGACUAUAUUUGAAGAAAGAUGUUAUUUUUCCUAUGUUUUCACAUUACAACAAUUGUGGCUGUUAAUUUUCCAUAUCUCCAGUCUCAGGCUUAGGACCUGAAGUUUGCAUGAUCUUGCUAUAAAGACAAAGCUGAUUUGCAAAAUCCCAAUAGACUCUCGUGUUCAGAUUUCAAAAGUGUAUCUGUGUUUAAUGUGUUCCUAAAUACAUUUAUUUGUUUCUAGCUAUUUUUUUCCUGAAUUGCUGCUAUAAACUCCAGUCUGAAGAUCUGGCUAUCCCACUGAUAUUUCUGUUUUGCUGUGUUCAUAGUCCCUACCACUGACCCCCCAUGGAACAAGGUAUAAAGAAAUGCCCCACAACCACAAGAGUUGCCACAGAUUUCUCUUCCUUUUCACCCUGAACAAUCAGCUAAACAAUGAAAUGCACAAAGUGUCAAAAGAAUUAAUUUUAGAAAAAAAUUGUGCAUAUUUCUUGAAGAGAUAGAAAUAAUGUAUGGGCCUGCAUAAGGAAGGGAAUUGUACAGAAAUAGUUUUCAUAAUUAGGCAGUCUGGAUUGAAGGUAGCUCUUAGCUUGAGUCUCAUCGCUCAGUGAAAAUAGUUUUGUUGCUUAGGUAUCCUGCAAAAUUUUUUUUGUUUUCUCUGCAUAUGACCCAAUAACAUUUGAUAAAUAAUUUGUUUGAUAAUGUUCUUUCUCUGAUGCCUGUCAAACUGUUUUACAUAUUUACUUCUUGUUUUCCUAGCUGUGGUCAAGCAACACCUUUUGUGGCAGCGAAAAUGGCCAGUGACACAGAGCACUGCGCCAUGGGAUGGUAGGGUAUUGCUUAGAUAAGCCAAGACAAAAUUAAUUUCUCUUGCCUAUCUUUUCAUGGCAGACACUAACCUAACCUGCCUGUCUGAGCUCUUGUUUCUUGCCCACAGCUUUGUGUAAGCAGAACUUCAGUGUACAGGACUGGCAAGAAAUCCUCCACUGGAGACAGUGCUGACGAGCUCACCGUGUGUGUCAGAGAGCACCUGUAUCUGUGGCAUAACCUGUAUUUCUUGUAGUAUUUUCGAAUACUCAGCCACAGCAUUUGGGUUACAGGGUUCAAUAGCAGAGUCUCUGUCCCACUGGUUGUCACAACAGUGCUGCCAGCCUGCCGCUCCCCAGGCCAGAAGUUACCAGUGCAUCACUUGAAAUAAGUGCUGAUUGCUGUUCUUAAUUAUUUGGUCAAUUAAUAGCUGUCAUAAAGCUUUACAAGACUACUUAAACAUUUUUCUUUCAUUAUACCAAAGACUGGUUGCCUCCAUUUUAGUUGUAACUGAGGAGGCAUAAAGAGCAGUGGGAAGAUGCAGACAAACAGCUCCACUAUACAGCGCUACAAGCACACACUCCUUUCAGUGGUGUAGCAAUAAAAAGGCUGCAGAUCUGGUUCUCUCAUUUUUUGACUGUAAACAGCUUUAAUUCAGUUUUGCUUUUGUUGUGUAACUUAUGUAUUUGCAUAUCCUUGUAUUUCUGCUACACAUGUUAUGAAACAUGGGCAGACUCUUGGUUUCCCUAAAGAGACUAAUAAUCAACAAAAUAAACCAUAUAGAUUUUUUAAA